CGGCUUGGCUUCCGAUACAUACUUGCCUGAGCUACGGGAGAACAGUGUCUAUUGCUUUAGCGUUCCGAGCGGAGAGAUAGCUACUUUCCACUGAUCCACACCAAAUACCGGUAACUUUGUGUGCUAUCUGGUUUCUGUUCAAUCAACGAGACAGCCACCGCGUCUUUGAGAGCAUACGUGCGGAGAGACAUGCUUCUAUUAGCACAGGUGUUUCAUCAUCAUGCAAGCAGCUAAAUUCUACUUUUGCGUCGUGGCACAGACCAGUUACAGUUUUUAAACCCUGCUUUUAGAAAGCGAGAGCAACCGCGCCCAGUAGCGUGUAGACAGGGGAAAACACCACACGCGGUACGCAACUUCGUGUGAUUGCAAACACCAUGUCCGAGGAAAAGGACGAAACAGAGGAAACCGCGUGGGCCAGCGAAGAGGUGGACAGAAUCUUGCUGGAGACGUGUGACACCGUGUUGCUGGUACUAUUCGGUUUUAUUUUGUGAUGACAAGCGCAAAACAUUUUGAUUUGCAGAGAGAUGGUCGAGCACGGCACUUUUUUGGCCUCGAACUUGCUUCGCACAACUGUGCUUCCCUGAGUUGGUUGGCUUUGAGGCAAGAUCUCGCACAUAUUACUUUGAUGCCAGCACCAACUUGCGGAUGAGUGCAUUCAAGAACUUUGUAUCAAUCCAAACAAAAACAGAAUGAGCAGUAUUCCGACGAGAAGGUGGCGCAGUGGGUGAAUGACAUCUGCGAAAUGGCCAUGCAGAGACUGAACGAAACCAAGAAGCUAUUCGAUGUAAUAAAAAUGCCCCCCCCCCACCGCAGAGUUGCCAUGCAACUCUGCAUGCGGCCCAGAACAUCUUUCGUGCGCAGCCCCAGGAGAAGCACUUUCUAGAAGUGCCGGUUUGAUAUUUGUAACGCUCUGAUCAUCAGGAGGAGGUGCAGAAUUUGUGAUGCGGCUGUAUUGGCUGGGCACAAUAAUGACACUGCCUAGCCAAUUUUGAAAUUGCCGUAGUGAGUGUCAAAGCCUCCUUCUGUGUUUGUGUAGCAAAAUGCCCAACACGAUGGGGCGGGGACGGUUUUUCUCAGGAUAACAGCCAUUCAAAUGGGUGACCACCUGUCUGAUCAUGCACAGGAACGGCGCCGGCGUUCACAGUUCUGCGGCGGCUUUCUGGGACACAGCAAACGACGGGUUGCUGACAACCGUGUGGCCGAAAGAUAAGGGAAAGAACGAAGGGAACAAGACGAUUCAGGCGAUUGUGACAGUCAUUGGGACGGAGUUCUGAUGAACGUUGGUUCUGGGAGGUUCUGGCGCCCGUACGAAGGGGAAUUCGAAGUAACUACUCGUUUUUUUUGUUUGAAUAAUCUAAAUUUUGUGCGACUUGCUGGGAAAAGAACAGCAGAUAAAAGACUCGAACGACUGAUAUUUUUCGCCACAGGCAACUUUGGAUCUGAAAUCUCGAUCAUCGCCGCGCUUAGUACCUACAUUACGCCUUGACUGAACCUUAAAGUCAAUCUGGAUCAAAGAUCGCGCUCGUUCUGCAUGCGAGCCAGUACUUUAGAAUCGGAUGGGCACGUCAGUGAGUAUCUCUUUGAUGUGC
Amoebophrya sp. A120 is the source of this 1589-nucleotide messenger RNA. NCBI's taxonomy places the organism in Eukaryota, Dinophyceae, Syndiniales, Amoebophryaceae. The record is from the annotation of a GenBank genome assembly.